Molecule: messenger RNA, 1460 nt
Organism: Propithecus coquereli (Coquerel's sifaka)
Lineage: Eukaryota; Metazoa; Chordata; Mammalia; Primates; Indriidae
Gene: GABARAPL1
Product: GABA(A) receptor-associated protein like 1
Exons: 4
Coding region: 1-558 (185 amino acids)
Biological process (GO): autophagosome assembly; macroautophagy; autophagy of mitochondrion
Cellular component (GO): autophagosome membrane; autophagosome; cytosol
Molecular function (GO): GABA receptor binding; ubiquitin protein ligase binding
Source: RefSeq, a predicted model, not a curated record
AUGGCGGCAGUGGCAGCAGGUGCCAGCAGUUGCCCUAGGCCUGGCUCCAUGCAGAGCUGCAACCCAGGCUGGCAGGGUGGCUCCAGCAGGGGGAAAGCUGCUCCUGUUAGUGCACUCCAUGACCACCACAUUGGCGGCACCAGCAGCACAAGCUCAAGCGUAGCUGAGCUGCAGCACCUUCCCCAGUGGGUGGGGAGCUGGCAGCAGGGAAGGAGUACGGGAAAGACCACCUUGAGGCCGAAUGAGCCAAAUUGUGAGUCUUUAUUAGCUGGCCAGCGACUACCCUCUGUACCACCACAGACGGCUGCACAGAGAGCAGUCCAGAGCCGAAAAGCUUCCUUCUUGACUUUCUUUUCCUUCUUCCUUCAUCCAGUUGGCCAGUUCUACUUCUUAAUCCGGAAGAGGAUCCACCUGAGACCUGAGGACGCCUUAUUCUUCUUUGUCAACAACACUAUCCCCCCCACUAGUGCUACCAUGGGCCAGCUGUAUGAGGACAACCACGAGGAAGACUAUUUUCUGUAUGUGGCCUACAGUGAUGAGAGUGUCUAUGGGAAGUGAGUGGUGGAAGCCCAGCAGAUGGGAGCACCUGGACUUGGGGGUAGGGGAGGGGUGUGUGUGGGACUUGGGGAAAGAGAGGGAGGCUCCCACCAUGGAGGAGACAGAAGGUGAAGACAUCGAGAAACAUUACACUGCACACACCGUCAUCACAUUUUUACACGCUCAAUUGAUAUUUUUUGCUGCUUCCUCGGCCCAGGGAGAAAGCAUGUCAGGACAGAGCUGUUGGAUUGGCUUCUAUAGAGGAAUGGAGAUGACAUAAUUCCAUAGCAUUCUUGAGAAUGAAUUUUUGUGCAAUUUCAUAGAAAGGUCAGGAGGCGGGUGGGCUGGGGCCAGUGAUGAUUACAGUCCAGUAGCAACUCCCUGCUCUUUGGGCAGAGAUUUGAUUUUUGACAUUUGCAAAAAGACUUUUGCAAAAAGUAGGGAAAGGGGACAGGAACGUUUUAGGACUUGUGGUAGUUAGUGGACCACGCCUGGGGACCAAAAGAGACACACUGUAAUUGAAGCAUUGUGGCCCCUGAUCUCACACCUCCUCCUUCCCAUCCCGGUCAUAAUCUCAGAGAUGUCACAGUGCCACCCAGGGAUGGCAGUCGACAUCCACCCAGAAGUUUAGAUGGCGCUCUCUCACCUUUUAAGGUGGUUAUGAUUACGAAGAUAGUUUUGAUAGCGUUAAACUGGAAUUGGUGAAGUGUUGAGCAUCUCAGUCUAACUUGCUCUCUCUCUGGUGCCCCUUAUCCCAUAGCUACUUCGGAAUUUAAGGAGCCUCAGGCAUUUCCAGUUGCAGACUAAAACCACUCCUCCAGCAUCUCCUUAGCAUUUUCCACGUAUAGGGACAGAGAUGUCUUAUGUAGGGAAGGGGCGGGUAUGAGGUAAGGUGGAUUACACCUCCCACUCAUCCAGAGUUC